Molecule: messenger RNA, 323 nt
Organism: Paramecium sonneborni
Lineage: Eukaryota; Ciliophora; Oligohymenophorea; Peniculida; Parameciidae
Source: the annotation of a GenBank genome assembly
GUUUAUGAAUUAUUAAAAAUUUCGUUAAAAUGUGGAUUUCUAUUUAAAGCCUCAUAAAGAAAAGUUGGAAAGUCCAAAAGAAAAAUCAUUCGUCUCUCCUAUAAGGAUAAAAACUUAAUAAAGUAAUUAAGAAUCAGGGAACAAAUAGAAAGUAAUUCCUAUCUAAAACAUGAUGGAGAGAAUAAAUAAGGUAAUUUUGGAUCAAAGAGUAAAAUCUCCUAUAACAACAGCAAGGAAUGUUGGGUAAUAAAAUAAAGAGAAUCAUAUUGAAUGUUUUUUAAAGAGAUAGGGUUGUUUAACCAAUUAUUAUAAACAUAAAUGAG